AUGGCGGCAAAUGAAAAAGACAUUUUCAUGAACGCAAAAGUUUAUUUUAAAGAUUAUUGUAAGAAUUCUUCUAUACACGGUUUGAAAUAUUUAGCUAACCAAAGGCCACGUUUGGAAAAGAUAUGGUGGCUUUUCAGCGUUUUAGGAAUAUUUGUUCUCUGUGUAUCGCUCAUAGACGAGUUACGUUUGAAAUGGCAAAAUUCCCCUGCCAUAGUCAGUUUUGUAACGAAAGAAACACCGAUUUGGCAAAUACCUUUUCCAGUUGUUACGAUUUGCCCUCACUCCAAGUGGUCUCCGAAGAGAUUUUAUCAAAAGAAAUGCGGGGCAUUCAAGAAACGCCAUGGAUACAAUAAUACCGCAUUGCACAUUAAAUCGGAUCUACUUAAUUUUUUGUGCCCUUACGACAAAAAAUUUACCUACUCGAAUAAUUUUACAGAAAGUCCUGAAGACAUUCUAAAAUUCUAUGAAUGGGUUCAACCUAAUUUCUUUAAUUUGAUAUCUGACUGUAAAUUCAUGGGCAAAACGUACUUAUGUGGGGAACUAUUCGAUCAUCGCAUAUUUACAGAGGAAGGAAUUUGUUAUGCUUUCAAUCUGCUAGAUAGGCGCGACUUGUUCACGGAUAUCGUUACGUUUCAUAACAAAUACCAUUCUGGUUUCCCCAACAAAUGGUCAAUGGAACAUGGCUACCCGACUUCCGAGCGAAGCGAGACGUAUCCCAGAAGAGCCCUCUUUUCUGGUGCUCCAUUUGCUCUCGAAGCCAAACUCUCAACUUACGAAAAGGACUCGAUAAUAACCUGCCCUACCUGUCCUAAAGGAUACAAGUUGACUAUCUCUCACCCUUUGAGCGUCCCAAGACCCAAAUACGACUACAUCAAUUUACCCCUCAAUUACCUCCUAACGACGACAGUGAGCCUAGACAUGACAUCCACGUCUAAAGCGGCGAGUAAAUACGAUCCCCGAGGGAGAAAUUGUUACUUAUCGGAUGAACGGAAGCUCAAAUUUUACAAAAUUUACACGCAACAAAAUUGCCAAAUGGAAUGUUUGACGAACUAUACGUUAGCAUCGUGCAAUUGCUCGAGUUUUUUCAUGCCAAGAGAACUUGACACGAGGAUUUGCAGCGGAUUCGAUUACCAUUGCGUGCAUAACGCUGAAUUAAACAUGCUUGAUGAGAGUAUGAAGGAAAAUUUUUUGAAGCUUAAUGGUCUUCAGGAUAGCACCAAAUGUGAUUGUAUGCCGAUCUGUUCGAAUGUGAAUUAUAUCCUUCAACAUACGUAUAUGCCGUUUAGCUGGAAAAUUAAAAAUGUGAAGUACAUCAGCGGGCACCACAAGUCCAUGUUUCGGAUAUUCUUCAAAGAAGACCAAUUUAUGACGUUCGAAAAGAUCGAGCUGCGGGGCCCAAUCGAUUUUUUAGCCAAUUUAGGAGGGAUACUCGGCCUAACUGCAGGCGUUUCCGUUUUAUCAUUAGUCGAGAUCCUCUAUUACCUGACUCUUCGUCUAAUUGUUAAUAUCCAAAUGUUCGGAUCCUGUAACUGGUCUGAUGGGUUCGGUGCAGAAUGA
Molecule: messenger RNA, 1557 nt
Organism: Phyllotreta striolata
Lineage: Eukaryota; Metazoa; Arthropoda; Insecta; Coleoptera; Chrysomelidae
Source: the annotation of a GenBank genome assembly